Molecule: messenger RNA, 1239 nt
Organism: Meleagris gallopavo (turkey)
Lineage: Eukaryota; Metazoa; Chordata; Aves; Galliformes; Phasianidae
Gene: GOLPH3L
Product: golgi phosphoprotein 3 like
Biological process (GO): Golgi organization; Golgi vesicle budding; Golgi to plasma membrane protein transport
Cellular component (GO): trans-Golgi network; Golgi cisterna; cytosol
Molecular function (GO): phosphatidylinositol-4-phosphate binding
Source: RefSeq, a predicted model, not a curated record
GGGCUCUGCAGCUCUGUGGGCGUGAGGGCUUGGCAGAAGCUCCAGGUGUGCAAAACCCGACCCAGGUCCUCGAGCCCUCUCAGCCCGGAAGCCCUCAGGGCAGCAUGUCCCCGUAGUGGCUGCGAUUCCUGGUUCCCUUCCUGGAGGUGCAGUCAUCUGAAUCAACACGUCACCGCGUGGCAGCGGCCGCUCCCAGGGCCAGGUGAGCUGAGAGCUCCGGCUCCUCUGUUCUUUAUCUCCAGGUGGGGAUGACGACGCUCACACGUCGGGGAUGGCGUGGGGACAAAAGGACUGAGCCUGAGGAGGACGCGGCUGCGGACAGGGAGCUGCCUGACGAUGACUCUGACAACUCCAAAGCCCCCCGCCUCACACUGAUGGAGGAGGUGCUGCUCCUGGGGCUGCAGGACAAGGAGGGCUACCCAUCCUUCUGGAACGACUGCCUGUCCCCUGGUCUGCGUGGUGGCAUCCUCAUCGAGCUGGCGCUGCGGGGCCGCAUCCAUCUGGAGCCACUGACAGCCAGGAAGAAGCGGCUGCUGGACAGGAAGGUGCUGCUGAAGUCGGCUGCUCCCACUGGUGAUGUCCUCCUGGAUGAGACCCUCCGGCACAUCAAAGCCUCUGAGUCCACGGAAACGGUGCAGACCUGGAUAGAGCUGCUCACAGGCGAGACCUGGAACCCCUUCAAGCUGCAGUAUCAGCUGCGGAACGUGCGUGAGCGUGUUGCCAAGGGCCUGGUGGAGAAGGGGAUCCUCACCACGGGGAAGCAGAGCUUCCUUCUCUUCGACAUGACCACCCACCCCGUCUGUGACACCACUGAGAAGCAACGGCUGCUGAGGAAGCUGCAGGACAGCGUGUUGGAGCGCUGGAUGGGGGACCCGCGCCGCAUGGACCGCAGGCUGCUGGCGCUGCUGGUGCUGGCCCACGCCUCGGAUGUGCUGGAGAAGGCUUUGGGCAGCCUGGAGGACACGCAGUAUGAGAUGGCCAUGAGCAGAGCCAAGGAUGUGCUGGAGGCCGAUGCGGAGCUGGAGGCGGCCCAGGGCAGAGGGACAGAGGUGAUCUGGGCUGUGCUGGCAGCCUUCAGCAGGGCCUAGGUCCCGUGGUGGGCCCAGGGGAGGUGGCCGAGGGCUGUGGGUCCACGUGUGGAGCUGCUCCCCUGGGAAGGGCCCUGCGCCCUUGGGCUGCGUGCAGAGCCGCCUCCUCCACCCUGCUGUAUUGGGAUUCGGACCUGGUGCUUUUGGGGCU